CUAGCCUCAGAUUUAGAGCGCGGUGUAUGCAUGGACGUACAUGUACAUGUAGGACAGAUGAAAGCAGGAAUUUUAAUCGUUUUUUCCUUCUCAUCGUGAACGGGAUCAUGCUGGAAUUGCCGCCAUGAGGAUAUCUCUGGGCAUCGUCUUGCUAAGUAGCUCUCUUUUAGGUUGUCUAUCAGCAAGGACCCAGCCUGGUUGCCUCUGUAAACACAACGAGUUCAGCUGCGCGCCCACCGAGACAGGAGAGUGUACCUGCAUUCCGCAACAGUGGCGUUGCGACGGGGACAGCGACUGUAGCAAUGACGAAGAUGAGGAUGGUUGCGUGUUACCAACGUGCUCAUCGGAUCAGUUUGAGUGUGCAAACGGCAAGUGCAUUCCGCAAAGCUGGAAGUGCGACACCGAUAACGACUGUGGCGACAUUUCUGAUGAAACAGAUUGCCCUGUAGAAGAGUGCGAAGGAAGAAGCAAGUUUCAGUGUGCCAACAAUAAAUGCAUCCGGAGGCGAUGGGUUUGUGACGGGGAGGACGAUUGUGGGGACGGAUCAGACGAAGUCUGUCCCGCCCAGUCAUGCCAGCCGUCAGAGUUUCCGUGUUCAGCCGGGGGUUGUAUAGCCAAUGCAUGGGUCUGCGACGGAGAUUUCGAUUGUCCAGACCGAUCAGACGAAGCCUCUUGCCCGGACAGCAUCAAUCUGUGCAGUCCUGGUCAGUUCCAUUGUGAGACAGGCAACUGUAUCUUGAAAGAUUACGUUUGCGAUGGAGAUGAAGACUGCAAUGAUGCAAGUGAUGAAGCAAACUGCGAAGGCACCAACAUGACUUGCACGGAAGAUGAGUUCACAUGCGGAGACGAGACGUGCAUCUACGGACGAUGGCGCUGCGAUGGCGACUAUGACUGCGAAGAUUUGUCAGACGAACAGGAAUGCCCUGAACACACUUGUGCGGCUGAUCAGUUCCAGUGUACGACUGGACGGUGCAUUAGAAUCACAUGGAAGUGUGACGGGGAACCAGACUGUUCUGAUAACAGCGAUGAGGAGAAUUGCUCCAACAGCACCAGUAGAGUGUGUUCUGACGACCAGUUUCAGUGUAAAAAUCGUAAGUGCAUCGGGCUGUCCAAAGUCUGCAACAGCAACGACGAUUGCGGGGACAGCAGCGAUGAGCGCCCUGUGCAGCCUUGCUACUCGGAUGAUUUGUCAAGAAUCUCUUGCGGCUCAGAUAAGGGCGGUUGCGACCAGUUCUGUACCGAUUUGAACCCUGGUGUCCGCUGUUCAUGUGAACAAGGCUAUCUCAUUGGUGGGGAUGGCAAGGAAUGCGUAGAUGUGGACGAAUGCCAAGAAGAAGGUAUCUGCAGUCAAGUUUGCAAAAACACCGUCGGAUCGUUUGAGUGUUCAUGCAUCGAGGGUUACGAGUUGAGGCUGGAUGGAACAACGUGCAAAGCACAAGGUCCUGAACCAUAUCUUCUGUUUGCCAACCGGAUCGACAUCCGACGAUUGGAACCCAACAACUUCCAUUACACCCCUAUCUUGAGGGACUUGGAGAAUGCCAUCGCCUUGGAUUAUCUGAUCGGGGAAGAAUUGGUGUUCUGGUCGGACGUGACCCUCGAUAGUAUCAAGAGGGUGUAUCUUAAUGGGACGGGAGUUCAGAGCAUUAUCACCACAGGACUUGAGAGUCCAGGUGGCAUUGCCGUGGAUUGGAUUGGACGGAAGCUAUACUGGACCGAUUCGGGAACAUCUAGGAUUGAAGUCAGUAAUCUGGAUGGGACGGACAGGAGCGUCCUGAUCUGGGAGGAUUUGGAGAAACCGAGAGCCCUCGUGGUCCACCCAGAACAGGGGACAAUGUUCUGGACAGACUGGGGCAGCACGCCGAAGAUUGAAUCAGCAGGGAUGGAUGGAAGCUCCCGUCACAUCAUAGCCAACACCAGCCUGUUCUGGCCCAACGGUCUGACUCUAGACUACACCACACAGAAACUCUAUUGGGUGGAUGCCAAGCACCAUGUGAUUGAGAGUGCCAACUUGGAUGGUUCCCACCGGAAAGCCAUUAUCAAUGAAGGCCUGCCGCACCCAUUUGCAAUCACGUUGUUUGAGGAUUUCCUUUACUGGACAGACUGGCACACCAAAAGUAUCAACAGUGCCAACAAGUUUACGGGGACGGGCAUCGAGAUGAUCCAAAGUCAGCUGCACUUCCCCAUGGAUAUCCACUCAUUCCACCCCCAAAGGCAGCCUGAUGCUAUUAACAGAUGUGGCUCCAACAAUGGAGGUUGUAGUCACCUCUGCUUGCCCAAUCGCAUUGGCUUCACCUGUGCCUGCCCCACGGGCUUUAGAAUCUACAACGAGACCACCUGCGCGGAAGAGAUAAAUUCCUUUAUGGUGUUUGCCCGGAGCAAAGACAUCCGUAGGAUUUCCUUCGACACGGACGAUCUCACAGAUGUGGUGAUACCGUUGCAUGAUCUAAACAGUGCAGUGGCUCUUGAUUGGGACAGUGACGAGGAAUUUAUCUUCUGGACAGAUGUCGUGGACGAUGCUGUCAGUAGGGCUAGAUGGGAUGGUUCAGAACAAGAGACCAUCGUCUCGGUCAGCCUGGAAAGCCCCGCCGGCCUGGCUGUGGACUGGGUCACCAAGAAGAUCUACUGGACAGAAGCUGGGACGGACCGUAUAGAGAUUGCCGACUAUGACGGCAGUAUGAGGACGCUCCUACUUUGGGAGGACCUUGAUCGACCCCGAGAUAUUCUCGUCGAUCCCCUGUCAAGGUACAUGUAUUGGACUGACUGGGGCGCCAAUCCAAAAAUAGAACGUGCCGGCAUGGAUGGGACCAAUCGCGUGGCAUUGGUCCACCAGGAUCUGAUCUGGCCCAAUGGCUUGGCACUGGACUACGAACUGCAGAGGUUGUACUGGACAGAUGCUGGUGCCAAGAAGAUCGAAUUCGCCAACUUGGACGGCAGCGGCCGACAGACGCUCAUCGGUACUCAAAUCCCACACCCUUUCGGGCUGACGAUCUUUGAGCAACGAAUCUACUGGACUGAUUGGCAAACCCUGAGCAUCGAGAGUGCAGACAAGAUGACCGGCAGCGCUCGAACUGUCUUGACCACCGGUCUGGAGGAUUUAAUGGACAUCCAUGUCUACAGCAGACACAGGCAACAAGUGUCUUCUCCCUGUCUCGUGAAUAAUGGUGGUUGCAGCCACAUCUGUCUAAUGUCCCCCAACGCUCGGGGCUACAGUUGUGCAUGCACCGUCGGCAUCAGGCUAAUGGAGGACGGUCACACCUGUGAACAAGGGAUGAACGAGUUUCUACUCAUCGCUCGUCGUACGGAUAUCAGACAGAUGUCGCUAGAUGUGCCAUAUUACGCCAAUGUGCAGAUUCAACCGGCUGGUAUACGCAAAGCAAUUGCAGUAGAUGUUGAUACAGUUGAAGGGAAAAUAUACUGGGCAGAUAUCACCGAAGAGGCCAUCAGUCGGUCAGACCUAGACGGCCGAAACUCUGAGGUGGUCAUCCACAAUAACCUGCAAGUCACGGAUGGACUGCGCGUGGAUUCCAUCGGACGGAAGCUCUAUUGGACGGACACAGGCACGAGACGGAUCGAGGUGGCCGACUUGGAUGGCCGACAUCGACGAGUUUUGAUUUGGGAGGAGAUUGACAAACCGCGAGCACUGGUGUUGGACCACGAACACGGUUACAUGUAUUGGACAGACUGGGGUGUCCAGCCAAGAAUUUCUCGCGCUUGGAUGGAUGGCCAGAACGCUGAGGUCAUUGUGAAUAGAGACAUUAGCUGGCCAAACGGUUUGGCAUUAGACUCGGACGAAGGCCGGCUUUACUGGUGUGAUGGUAACAUUGACUAUCGGCUCAUCGCGUCUGUGGACCUUGAUGGUAGCCAUCGUCGCACCUUGGUCAAUCAAGAAGUCUACCAUCCAUACGGACUGGCUCAGGCCGGAGAGUACAUCUUCUGGACGGACUGGCAGCUCAACAGUAUCAAGAGAGCUGACAAGAGAACGGGAGGUAACGUGCUGACCAUCACAGAGAACCUACCUGACUUGAUGGACAUCAAGGCUGUCAAUAUGAACAAGAGAGGCACCAACCGCUGUGGUGACGAUAAUGGAGGCUGCAGUCAUCUGUGUCUUCCAAACCCUCUCAGCUACUCCUGUACUUGUCCUACAGGGAUUGAACUCCAAGACGAUCACAUGACCUGCGUCGAUGUUCCUUCAACCUUCCUCCUGUUUGCGACGAGGAACACGCUGCGACGCAUCUCCAUGGAUACCGACGACCAUCUUGAUGUCAUCUUGCCCAUCGAGGAAGACAUCGAGAACGCCGUGACGGUAGACUUUGAUAGUGUGGAGCGCAAGAUCUACUACACUGAUGUAUAUCAGAAUGUCAUUAGACGAGUCAACUACGAUGGGAGCGGGGGAGAAAUAAUCAUAUCCACCAGUCUGGGAACAACUGAAGGAUUGGCUGUGGAUUGGAUCGGGCGGAACCUGUACUGGACAGACACUGGUCGGGACAAGAUUGAAGUGUCGCGAUUGGACGGCUCCUCACGCAAAGUCAUUGUGGAUACAAAUCUCGACGAGCCUCGAGCCAUCGCCAUUUAUCCCAGAAAGGGUUACAUCUUCUGGACGGACUGGGGCACCUAUCCCAAGAUAGAACGUGCCUACUUUGACGGUACGAGUCGCCGAACUCUAAUCAGUGAAGAUCUGAAGUGGCCCAACGGACUCACCAUCGAUUAUGCAACCAAGCGGCUCUACUGGGCUGAUGCCAAUCUGGAUAAAUUGGAGACGGCCGACUUCAAUGGGAAAUAUCGCAGCGUUUUGACAAGAAAUAUGUCUCAUCCUUACGGUGUGACUUUGUUCAAUACCAGAAUUUACUGGACUGACUGGCACACGUCCUCUAUCGAGUCCGUCGACAAGACCAACGGACAGGACAAGCAAACUCUGCCUGGGACGUUCCAGGGGAUGAAUAUCCAGAUGGUCUCACCGCUACGGCAGACGGGUACCAACCCUUGCGCCAUCGCCAAUGGUGGCUGCACGCACCUGUGUCUGGCUCGCCCCCAGGGCUACGUCUGCGCUUGUCCCGACGAGCAGUACCGAGAUGAAAGAGUCUGUUCCCUGAGGCCAGGGGGACCAGUCAACCCCCCCACGGCAGUCACCUCGCGUGGUCCAGUCAUUCAGACCAGCUCGCCAAACGAGCUGCCAAGAUCACCUCCGAGCACCUUGCGACCACCGGUCAGAACAGCGCACCCCAACGACAUCCCUCAUGCACCAACCACCGCACAGAGCAAUGCAAUCCCAGGGGCCUGCUCUCCACAAGACGAGCAGCUGGGUCGUUGCCAGGGGUCGACACGGCAACAGGGUCAAGAUGGCGAUCGUCAACUGGCUCCAGACCCGGGCUCCUAUGUCUUUGUGGUCGUCGGUGUUCUUCUCCUGAUAUUCCUCAUUCUGCUUCUUAUUGUAUUCGUGGUCUGGAGGAGAUAUCAGAAGAGGAGAGGUUGCCGUAGCGACCCAAUUGUGACUUUCUCCAAUCCACGAUUCAACCACAUCACCAACGAGAUUACAAUCCUUCCCAAGAAACAACCCUGCUCCUGGAACUAUUACUCAUCAGAUCCGUCGAAUAAGAUCCCGCAGGCCAACCUCGUCGUCAAGCUAAACAAUGAGGAGGUGGCGAAGAUGUUACCCCCGCCAGCCAACAGCGAGCUGCCCCUCAAGAAGAACAAUGACCAGCUCAAGCCCUUGAACCUUUCUGCCGGUUGCCACGACGAGGAUGACAAUGACGACCUGGAGGAAGUUGCAGGGGCUUGUGGGUAUUCUUACCCGUCGACAACUCCGAGUAACGGAACGCUGUGCUAGUCUUCAGGGAGCAGUUUUUAAAAUUUCGAUUCCUUCCACCGUCUCAGUUGCUUGAAGUCAUUCUGGGUCUCGACAUUCGAAUUCCAGAUUUUUUUCAUCAAUUAUUAUGAGUUUCAAUAAAUUUGGGUCCUAAGUUUUUACAACUCUUGUUUAAAUGUGAGUGGAAACAAAUCUACAACUCUUACUUCUUGAAAAGGUGGGAUAUUUAAAUUUUAGUGUUUGAUCUUGUUAUCAACAACGCCUGAUAACAAUCACAUUUGAAAGCGUUUCAAACCUAUGUAUUGCGUCACUGGACUUGGGAACAAACAUGAUACCUUGAGCCUUGUACAAGGAUAUCAUGCUUAGGCUUAUUUUCCUGUAUUUAUUUCUGAAAAUCUGGAUUAUGAAAUAAGUACACUUCGAAGACAGUUCGGUUUCUACCCGCAAGUGUCCUUUUUUUGUAGAUGUAUAUAUUUAUAUGUAUUUUAUUAUUCAACAAGGCUAUACAGUACGGUGCAGAAUGUUCAUAUAUUUUUUGUUGAUAUAAGUUAAAAGGAUUGCCGACAGCUUUGUCGCUGUUUUUUUGGCAUGACUGAAGUACUGUUAACCUUCCGUUGCCCAGGUUACUAAAAAUCAAGGCAUUGAUGUUUGUAUAUUAUUGAAAUUUUAACAAAACUUGUAAGUUGCAUCCAAGAGUGCUCUGGUUUGACUCAGAAAAAGAAAUUCACAUGAAAAGAGCUGUGCUCGAGAUGAGUAACUCAUACGUGUCAUUGAGCGCGCGCGUAUCGUGCAUGCAUAACAAUGUGCAGGUGCUCUUGUACGUGUUUGCACAAUAUUCACUCAGCGCUACAUGUGCACGAACCAAUCAGCAGACGGAGUAUUUGCAUACGCAGAACAAAGUUGCCUCCAGCUGUUCAGGGAAGUUGGGCUUUUCUGUGUUUAAGGUUUUCCCAAUCCUUACCAAGAAUUUGGCCAGAUUGUUUCUAAAUUCUCUCAUGUUAAUCACUUUGAGAAUUUGAGUGUGACAUCAUCACGUGUCAUUCUCGCCCAUUGAAAAUUUCCAACCACAGUCUCUGAUAAAUUAUAACCGAACUAAUUUUUGAUUUUUACUGUCAAAAUGCACCCUGAGAUUAGGGUUCCUUGUGUGGGAACUGUGAGCGCCCUCUAUUGGUGGAUAUAUUGUGGCACAGACAGGGAACACAAAGACACCAGUCCUGGCAGUGAACUUGUCUUUGAAGACUUGUGACCCAGUUUUCUUCAGCCUUUACUACGGGGCCAAAAUAUUCACCUCAAGCAGAACAUAGCAUAACAGUUUUUCCAAUAAUUCAAAAUUGAUUUUGAAAGGAAAUUAAAAAGUGUAAAUUAUGAAGGAAUCACCCUUCUUUGUACAGUAAAUUUUUUAUAUACAGUAAACCAAUUACUCAGCCCAAGAAUAUAUUUUAACAAUUUUUGUACAUAGAAUCGUCACGUAUUUUAACGAUUUUUGUACAUAGAAUCGUCACGUAUUACAAGUUUGUACUUUUUGAAUUUUUUGUUACUAUUUAACUGUUUGUGUAGUGCUGCUAGUUUUGUAUUCACCUCUUUAAUGAGGACAGACUUAUUCUAAAAAAUGUUGUAGGCCUAAUGACUUUUUGAAAAUGAAUUGUAACUACAUGUACACACAUGUAGGUAUUGGCUGAUGUAGCCUUCUUCUCCAGGUGUUUUUUUAUGACAAGCCAUCUGUUUAGUAGUGUGUUACUGCAUGUACAUGCCCCCCACCAGGUUCAACCAAUUACCCUCAUGUGUUCAACAGUUGGAAAUGCUGGACUGUCUGCAAAGCAUUGUGGGAAGACAGUGGUGAUUGGUGGUGGUACACAGUGUCAAUUCCUAGAUGUGUGGUCAGUUCUACAGAUGGAGCGCUUGAGUCCAUGAGCAAGACACUUUGCCACAAUUGCUCCUCUCCACCCACCCACCCAGGAGUAAAUGGGUACCAGUGAGAGCAAUGACGAGUACCUGUGAGGGCAGUAUACAUGUAAUGGGUACCUGUGAGGGCGUGAUGGGUACCUAUGUGAGAAGUGAUUGGUACCAGCGAGGGCGGCAUUGUGUUUGAUCAGUGGUUUGUUCCUGAAAUGGCUGCCGCGGAGCUUUGAUAUAGGCCAGAUGAGCAGGGGUAAUAAUCAGGUAUUAUCGCAAGCGCCAAUUGGACAUUACAUGGCAUUGCUUUGUAAAAUACACAUUACAUGUAUUAACAGUAAAAUCAAAUAUUUCUGUCAAGGCACAAAUGGCGCAGUGUAAAGAAACUUGUAGAGAGACAAAUGCGAGACAAACCCAGACAGUUGACCCAGGAAAAUUUCUGGAGUCGGGAAAGUAUUUAAACCUGGGUUCAGAGCAAUGAAGGAGAAGGAAUGCACCACUGAAACCAGUCAAGACAGGUAAACCAGUCUUUGACAGUUCCUUUUGAUAUUUUCAGUUGAACGUUGAACUUGUCUCUGGACCAUGGAAUGAAAUGAGAGCUACCAGCCAGUUUUUUAAUCACUGCCUUAUCAUAGUUACAUGAUCUAGAAAAGAAAUGGAAAUAAAAUAUGACAGUCCUUGAAAAUAAUGUAAUAAACAAGAGUGGUACUUAACUUUCGACCAUCUGUUGAACACUGCCAUAAAUUUUACGAUGGUGCUUAAUACUUGACAUUGUUUAAAUAAUUAUUGUAUUCAAAUCAUCUUGACCCUUUCUUUGCUCGGACUUAAAAUUAAGGGCAACCGUGUAUUUUAUUAAUAUUUUAGGCGUAAACCUGCUUGAGUUUUUCUACUUUGUAAAUUCUGUACAUAGAUGAAGUUACAUUACAUGUAUUUUUCCUGUUUUUUGUACUCUGUGCUUGACUGAGUGUUUUUCAGUCUUAGGUUUGCCUAGCAUAGUAAUUUUAAAAUCUGGACAUAAAGCGAUAGCAGCGCUUUUGAACUCGCAAAUUAGUGAUAGUAUAUCAGCUACCAUGCUGCUGGAUUUGCCAACAUCGUGUUUCAUAUUUCUAAGAUAUGUUCAUUUUUCUUGUUUUGUUUUGAAGAUUUGUUGAAACCGUUGGUGCGUGGUGCAAAUUUCCAUGUCUUUAAAGUUGAUCUUAGUACAUCUAGGGCCUAAUCCAGUUUAAAUUUUCCGAAGGAGGGUUGCUUCUGAAAAACAACAUUUUGGCAAAAUUGAAUCUUUAAGUUCUUGUUAUUGUGGAGUUACAUUUUGUGUGUAAUUGGAUUAAUUAUGUCAUUUAAAAACUGAAUUCUGCGGGACUUUGACAAUUGUCUCAAACCUUGACCUUUUGUGACGGAAUUUUGGCACAUGCAGACUCCUUUGAAAUUCCAAUUAAAGGUAAAGUUACGGUAGUAUUUUUUUCUGGCUGCAUUUUAUAAACCAGUACAAGUUUUGUAUGAGGUACUAUUUCUUUUGUAUCUUUGGCAGACAAUGCAAGGAUGUUGCUGAAUUGUACAUAUUUUGUAGACAAUGAAGUUCUUAAAUUUAAGUCGGGAAAAGCAUUUUCGUCCACUUUCAAAAUGGUGAUUAGCCUUUUUCAGGCCUAGUUCAAUGCAGUUUGUCCUCUGUUCUUGUAAGGUUCGCAGCUAUUUCUAAAAAAAUCAGCUGGUAUUACGGGUGGGCAAUUAAUCAAGCAUCCCCUUUGUGGACCCAUCCCUCUCUUACGUAACAACGUACUUAAAAUAUGAAAUAUCCAGGUACAGUUUUGUCCAAGACAAGAGGUAGGAAACACAGGGCAGUGUGAACACUCGGACAUGCCAUUUCUACAACUUUAAACUCUUCUCCAAUGUAUGCAUUACAUUACUUCUGGGUUGUAUUGGAGAGUUGACUUUUAUUGAACGUGAACAAUUGGCCAUGAUUUCCUGGUCAACUGGGGGCGCUGUUGCUGUGAUGUCAGUCGAGGAAGACGUGAUUCUGUUCGUAGGUUUCUGAAAAAAGGGGGCUACUCGCUGACUAUAUGCUAUGCUAUUACCAAAGAAAAGGAAAUUCAGGCCACUUAUUUUUUUAAAUUAAUCCAGCGUUUUUUCACACACUAAUGAGGUUUUCCUCUUUGAAUGACAUCACAGUUUUGCUCAUGAAUAUGGAAGCAUUUAUUACGUAAACCAAAAAGGUAGUAAAGUACCCUUUAAAACAGUAUAACAAGGAAAGUCAGCGUAUUAAACGGGAACACAAAGGUAGGCUACAUGUUGACAGUUUGUCACUGCAGUUGCCCUUUAAUUUUCAGUACUUUGAAUUAUUGUCGUGGUUAGUUACCCCGCAAAAUUCCUACGCGUUUCGCGUGUGCUUUUUUGGCUACUAGUUAAAAAGGAAAUAAAGCUUGAGACGGUGUUUUCUUGCGGCCAUGUUACGCCUCAGGAAACCCAUUUACAUGUCUGAACGCCUCCACAACGGGCACACCUGUUUUCCCCACACUUCAUUGUACUGGAUAGUCCUUGGCUAGGUUGACCAAAAAUUAUUUUGCAUUGGUGAAUGUAAAUUUAUUUCUACAUAGCUUACACCCUUCAUGCAUGAGAGCAAAUAAAACGGGCGCUGUACUCCAAUGAAAAA
Acanthaster planci (crown-of-thorns starfish) is the source of this 10343-nucleotide messenger RNA. It is a transcript of the gene lrp4, whose product is annotated as LDL receptor related protein 4. Gene Ontology annotation, cellular component: plasma membrane. The record is from RefSeq and is a predicted model, not a curated record. Gene Ontology annotation, molecular function: Wnt receptor activity; Wnt-protein binding; calcium ion binding. Gene Ontology annotation, biological process: canonical Wnt signaling pathway. Lineage: Eukaryota; Metazoa; Echinodermata; Asteroidea; Valvatida; Acanthasteridae.